Epinephelus lanceolatus (giant grouper) is the source of this 3976-nucleotide messenger RNA. The record is from RefSeq and is a predicted model, not a curated record. NCBI's taxonomy places the organism in Eukaryota, Metazoa, Chordata, Actinopteri, Perciformes, Serranidae.
CUAAAUUGAAACUGAGCCCAAGCAUAGUUUAUGAAAAGACACUAAAAAAGUGUUGAGAGGAGAACUGAUUUUUAAGAUCAUUAUUUUUAAUGUAACCUAAUUUGAGUUGAUAUUCUGACUAUUGUCUCGUUUAUAAUGGACGUAGCUAAACUGAACGAGUAUGCACAGAGAGAGCGCUUGGAGCUGAAGUAUGAGGACGUUGGAUGUGUUGGCCCUGAUCACAUGAAAACAUUUACUAUCAGAGCAGUCCUGGGUGGUAAGGCGUAUCCUGAUGGUGCGGGGAAGAACAAGAAGGAAGCCAAACAGAACGCAGCAAAGAAUGCUCUGAGAGUCUUGUUUGGAAAGCCAGAUGACUCUCCUGGAGAGGAGAAACAGAGUGGUGCAUCAAGCCAACCAGAGGAGGAAUUGGAUCCAAAGGUGUCAGACAUCUGUGAUAAGAUAAGGAGCUUGAGUGUGAGAACCAAAGACAAAGGUCUUACAAAGACAAAUUUCAUAGGAAUCGUCAACAGCUACUGUCAGAAAAAAGACAAACACCCUGAUUACAUCUUAGUGAAAAGAUGUGGUCCAUCUCAUAACCCUCAGUUUUGCUACAGAUUAAGGAUCGACAAGAAGGACUACCCUGUGGGUGAAGGAAAGACUGCCAAGGAAGCCAAACAAAAUGCAGCUGGCUUUGCUUGGUCUGCUCUUCAGGAACAAACUGACUGGGAUAGCAAGGUGUCCAUUAGAUCAACAGUGUCUGAAGAUGGUGAACCAUCUAUGUUGUCAGUGCCGUCAGCUACCCCGGAGUCCCAUGAAUCAUCAACACAAAGCACGCCAGUGAUCACAUUCAAAGAUUCAACCCCAUCUAAGGCUCAGGAUGCUGUCAAAGACAAGAAUAUGGGAAAUGGUCCAAAGGAGAUAUCCACCCAGUCAAGGUUUACCUCAGACUUCGAUCCCAUGGAGUGUCUUGGCAGAGGAGCCUUUGGUCGUGUUUACAAAGCAAAACACAAACUGCUGGACAAGUUUUAUGCUGUAAAGAUCGUCUGCUGUGACGAGAAAUCUCUUCGAGAGGUGGGGACAUUGUCUGAGCUCCUCCACCAUAAUAUCAUCAGAUACUACACAUUUUGGAUGGAGGAUUCAGGAUACAAAGGUGACAAUGACAUCUCCCACCAAUCUACAGAAAAUUCAUCAGCAAAGUACCUCUAUAUUCAGAUGGAGUUAUGUGAGACCAAAACACUGAGACUGUGGAUUGAUGAGAAGAACGCUCAGCCUCUGCAAGACUCCAAGAGAAGAGAAGAAAGUCUAAGAAUUGCUCAGCAAAUAGUCAGUGGAGUCGAAUAUAUUCACUCCGUGAAGCACAUACACAGGGACCUUAAGCCUGCAAACAUCCUGUUUGGCCUGAAUGGAGAAAUAAAGAUUGGGGACUUUGGUCUGGUCACCAGGGAUGAUGAUGGCUCUUUUAUGGACAGAACAGAGAACAAAGGAACCCCCAUCUACAGGGCUCCUGAGCAAUGGAGGGAGAGGAACUAUGACCGAAAAGUGGACAUAUUUCCUCUGGGGCUGAUAUACUUUGAACUCCUUUGGAAACUCCCUACUGGCCAAGAAACACGUAACACUGUUUUGUUUGAUGCCAGAAAUCAGAAGCUCCCAAAUGACUUUUCACUGACUUUUCCUGAAGAGAACCAACUCAUCAAGUUGAUGCUGCAUGUGAAGCCAGAGGACCGUCCUGAAGCAAGUAAACUGAGGGCAAACCUGGAGAAGUGGGCGCAGACAUUCAACUCACAAAAUGUCUCUGAGGAAAGUUACAGCUCUCUCUUGUCGCCAUUUAAAUCUGACCAGCAGUGCAGAAGAACGUGUGUACUCACAGUUUUCUUAUUCAGGAUGGAGGAAAAUAAAAAUUACAUUGCUAAACUACAUGAGUUUGCACGGAGAACACGCUGUGAGCUGAAAUAUGAGGACGUGAGAUGUGAGGAAACUGACGGCAUUAAAAGAUUCUUCAAGAGGGCUGUGGUCAAUGGUCAAGGCUUUCCUGUUGGUGAGGGGAACAAGGCAAAGCAAGCCAAGCAGAACGCAGCUAAAAAUGCCCUGAGAUGUUUGAGUGAGAAGGAGAAUCAGAGACCGGUGACAGAAAAUGCUACAAAAAAUCCCACUGCACCAGUUCAUCCCACGAGUGCUGCCAAAGUCAACUCUGUAGACUUUCUCAAUGAACAUGCUCAGAAGAACAGGACCGGAAUAAAGGCUGUGGAGUCAACCAGACCGAAACAAAAUAAUGUUGCUCAAUGCUGUAGCUUCGUGCUUGGUGAUAAGGAGAAUCCAGCUGUCACUGGGAAAACAAAGAGGGAGGCUAAGAAGGAAGCAGCAAAGCGUGUAUAUGACGAAAAAUAUGUCAGUAAAACUACAGAGAUGGUCUCCUGUUCAGCUCUAUUUGAUAAUGGUGCACCAGCCAAACCGUCCACACCACCGACUACACCGGAGUCCAGUGAUCUACAAUCAAAAAGAGUGGCAUCAACUUCAUGUGACUCAGUUGUUUUCACCAAUUCAUCAAGUCCUCCCAUGGAUCAGGACCAAAAUCCUGUUGUGAAGCCCAAAAGUCGAAAAUUAAUACGUUUCCAAGAUGCCUGUGAAAGCAGCAAUGAGAUUGUGAUUAUUCCCAGAAAAAGGAGCACAGGAAACAGCCCCAGUGAGAAUAUAUCAGCUCAGUCAGAAAUCUCAAGGUUUACAUCAGAGUUUGACUCUAUACUGUGCCUCGACAGAGGAGCCUUUGGUUGUGUUUUCAAGGCAAAACACAAACUGACAGGGAAGGAUUAUGCUGUAAAGAUCGUCCUCUGUAAAGAAAAAGCUCUACGAGAGGUGAUGGCUUUAUCAGACCUCAGUCACCGCAACAUUGUUCGAUACUUCUCAAGUUGGUUGGAGGAUUCAAGAUACCAAUGGGACAGUGCAGAUGACAGCUACAGCACUUCACAGUCUUCUAUUGAUGAUUCAUCGGUAAAGUGCCUCUAUAUUCAGAUGGAGUUGUGCAGCACCAAAACACUCAGAGUGUGGAUAGACGAGAAGAACGCUCAGAAUGUGAAGAAAUCUCUGCAAGACUUCAAGAGAAGAGAUGAAAGUCUAAGCAUUGCUCAGAAAAUAGCCAGUGCAGUUGAGUACAUUCACUCCAAGAUGCUCAUCCACAGAGACCUGAAGCCUGCCAACAUCAUGUUUGGGCAAGAUGGAGAAGUGAAGAUCGGAGACUUUGGUCUGGCUACUAAUGAGAACGAUGACAUCGCUGAGAACCAGAUAGAGAGAACUGGUUACAAAGGAACUCCAUCUUACAUGGCUCCUGAGCAAAAGACCCAGAAUUAUGACCGAAAAGUUGAUAUAUUUGCUUUGGGGCUGAUAUUCUUUGAGCUCCUUUGGAAUAUUCCCACUGUUCAUGAAAGACACGUGGUUUGGAAAAACGUCAGAACACAGAAAUUUCCUGUAGAGUUUCAACGUAAAUUCCACCAAGAGUACAUUAUAAUAAAGCCAACGCUGUGUGAGAAGCCAGGAAAGAGACCCGAGGCAAGUCAGCUCAAGACCGACUUGGAACAGUGCUCUCGCAUGCUCAACACUCAAGAACUAGUGCGUCGUGGCAGCAGGACGGUGUGAUGAUUUAAAAAAAACAGUUGUUUAUAUCAUUCUACCCAUGUAGAUGAAGCUGAGGGGUAUUCCAGAAAGCAGGUUUAGUGAAAACUGAGUAUGUUAACCCUGAAAUGAGGGAAACUCUGGGUUUUCAGUUCCAGAAAGAGAGGUAAAUCAAACUCUGAGUCAAUCCCCAUGGCAAUUGACUCUGAACCUAACCUGCUCUGUCUCCUCCCUCUUACACGCUGUUUCCUUUCCUCAUACAUUCAGUCCGUGUCAAAGCUUGUAUCGAAGCGCAUUAAUUAGUGGAGAUUUACCGUCUCACAGUCUAAAUCCUGCUGGAUAUUAGUUUGUUACUCAGGACUGUCUUAAGUUACUGAAUUUAUGCACAUCAAUC